Molecule: messenger RNA, 5620 nt
Organism: Labrus bergylta (ballan wrasse)
Lineage: Eukaryota; Metazoa; Chordata; Actinopteri; Labriformes; Labridae
Source: RefSeq, a predicted model, not a curated record
ACCUACAUCGGACACAUUCUUCUCCUGGUUAAUCCAAACAAAGAGCUGCCCAUCUACUCCACUUUGGUGAGUCAGUUGUACCUGAGCUCCACGGGUCGUCUGUGCUCCUCUCUGCCGCCUCACAUCUUCUCCUCAGCGGAACGAGCUUACCACAUGAUGCUGCUGGAGAGGCGCCCGCAGUGUUUCAUCCUCAGUGGUGAAAGUGGUUCUGGAAAAUCCGAGGCAUGUAAGCACAUAGUGAGACACCUGACAGCCCGCUCCAGCCCCAAAGGCCUCGCCUUGGAGUCCAGAAUGAAACAUGUUAACUCUAUCCUGGAGGCCUUCGGUCAUGCAAAGACUCAGAAGAACAACAACUCAAGCCGCUUUAUAAAGCUGUUGACCAUCCAAUACUGUGACAAGAGGAGGACGCUGCUCAGAGCUCGACUGUACACGUACAUGCUGGAGAAGUCCCGCCUGGUGCACCUGUCUCCUCAACAGCACAGCUUCAGCAUCUUCUAUCUGAUGGCUGAAGGCAUGUCGCCUGAGGAGCAUAGUGCACUUUACCUCAACAAUGUCCUGACUCAUAGGUAUCUUAAUGGAGCAGUUGCGGGGGAAAAACCUCCAGUAGCGACAGCCUCGAUCCAAAGCAGGGAACGCCUGGCAGCAGUCAAACAAGCCCUGCGAGCCCUGGGCUUCAACAAGCAGGAGGUUGACUCAGUGUUUAUGCUGCUAUCCGCUGUUCUCCAUAUUGGGGACCUACGUUUUACAGCAUUGACAGAUGCCGACACAGCCUUCCCCUCUGACCUGCAGCUGCUGGAGAGAGUGGCUGGAAUGUUACAGCUGUGCUCCAAAGACCUGAGCACUGGCCUGACCUCUGAUGUUCAGUACUUCAAAGGUGAUGUGAUCACUCGGCGCAACACGGUGGAGAUGUCAGAGCAGUACAGAGACCAUCUCGCCAAGGCCAUCUAUGGACGCCUUUUCAGCUAUCUAGUCAACCGUAUCAACGACUACCUGCAGGGGCAGGACGACAGCAUCGGGGAUCCUGCCUUGGAAAUUGGGAUCUUGGACAUCUUUGGGUUUGAAGAAUUUCAGAGGAAUGGCUUUGAGCAGCUGUGCGUGAACAUGACCAAUGAGCGGCUGAGGCAGUACGUCUCCGAGGUGCUAUUCCAGCAGGAGCGGGCCGAGUGUAUGCAAGAAGGCAUCACCAUGGAGACCUCAGGCUCCCACGGCAACCAGUCAGCUGUUCUAGACUUCUUUCUGCAGAAGCCGCAGGGACUGCUGUGUGUCUUAGACGAGGAGAGCCAGAGUCUGAGGCCAGCAGAGCAGACCAUGUACAAGAGGCUGUCCACCCAGCUAGACUCCAAUCCCACUCAUGGCCUCUCUUUUACAACUAAGGACGGCAACGGAAACCCCCCACCUAAAGACCAGGGUCCGGCCUUCACUGUCAACCACUUCGCCGGACAGAUUUCUUAUGACCUCACCGGAUCCCUCAAACGAAACAAGGACUCCCUUCCUCAGAAUCUGUUGUUUACGAUGAAGUCCAGCGAGAGCGUGUUACUGCAGCAGCUCUUCCAGUCCAAGCUGACUCAGACUGGUUCUCUGGUGCCAGCAGCCCAGAGCCGUGCUGGAUUGAGAGGGCUUAAAGCGGCCUUGUUGCUCCACAGGAUGCCAUCAGCAUCCCUUGUCACCACCAACACUGUCCCCCAACAGCCACGGAGAUAUCAUGACCUUACCAAGAUCUCGAAGAAGAAAGGCUCGGGCUCCUUCCUCCAACGGUUAGAGCGCUGUGGGCCCAUUACAGCUGCUGUCCAGCUGAGAAACUCGCUGUCAGAGCUGAUCAGUAAGCUGCAGGCAUGCACGCCUCACUUUGUGGAGUGCGUGCGCCCAAACGCCAGCGGUCAACCAGACAGUUUCGACAGCUUCCAUGUGUCCACCCAGCUGCAAUACAUCGGGGUGCUAGAGAUGGUGCGCAUGAUCCGUUAUGGAUACCCCGUGCGCCUGUCCUUCCCAGGCUUCCUCAGCAGGUAUAAAGAUCUUGUGAUCCCAACUUUGGGAGAUAAGAAGAAACUGUCGGCUGAGGAGAGAUGUCGCUCAGUUCUGCAGCAGUCCAAACUCCAGGGAUGGCAGAUGGGCAGCAGUAAAGUGUUUCUGAGGUACUGGCAGGCCGACCAGCUUAACGACCGCUGCUACCAGCUCCAUAAAAAGAUCAUCACCUGUCAGAAAGUGGUGCGUGGCUGGUUGGCCAGACGGCGCGUACAACGCAGGUUGUUGCAGCGGCAGAAGGAGGAGGAGUGCAGUGUGCAGCGUUUCCUGCAGGGGGCAGAGGACAUGGGGCUGCGGACCUAUGACCAGCUGGUCAUCCAAAACGCUUCUGACAUCGCGCGGGAGAGCGAUCGCCUGCGCUGCCAUGGCAACGGCCUCCUCAACACCAUUUGUACCAGCCCACCGCUUGGUGAGAGGCCCGAGCCGGUGGGCAAGGAAGAGGAUCAACCUGUCAGGAGAGUUCUGGAGAAAAGUUGGAAAGCCUACGAGAGUCCUGUCAACGGGGGCAGUCGGGUUAUUCGGCACUUUCGCUCUAGCUCAGUACCCACCCCGCUCGCCAUGGAGAACAUGGUCCUGUCUUCUGCCGGUCCGUCUGUCAAACCAGCCCUGCAGCAGUUAGCUCACACCAACGAAGACGGUACAGUAGGGGGAAGUCUUUCCUCCCCUCGGAAGCAGCCUCCUCCCAAACCAAAGAGGGAUCCCAACACUCGUCUGAGCGCGUCCUAUGAAGCAGUCAGUGCCGGGUUAGUGAUGGCAGCUAAAGAGUGCCCCACUCCAGAGGGGUACGGGUCACCAGCUGGAAGCCCUCCUAAGUCCCAGCUGUCCCCCACAGACCCAGCAGCCUUGUCUAAGCCUCGACCCCACAGUGAUGACUACACAACUAUGAGGAAGGUGCCGCCCCCUAAACCUAAGCGCAGUCCAAACACUAAACUGACGGGCUCGUAUGAGGAUAUCAACGCUGUAGCACCUCAACUCCAUCAGCUGCGCCCUGCAGAUGUGAAGCUGGCCUUGUUGUCCCGUGCUGGGGGAAUGAGCGGUUUUGGUGGUUUGAUGCAGAGAGCAGCCUCCAUAGAUGCCCCACUAGGAGCAGGCCUGAGUCUGUUCCAGGGACACGAUGAUGAGGAUGUGUACAUAGAGAUGUUGGGCUCUCAGCAGCGGGCUCGGAGCCUCCAGGAGCCCCCCGAUAGCCCCGAGCUCACCGACUCAGAGGCCGUCUACGAGGAGAUGAAAUACUUCUCUCAUGAAGAGGGCGGAGCUCCUGCCACUGUCAUUACAAAAGCAGCCAAACUGGAAGCUCUAGGUCUGAGCCUGAUGGGUUUGGGGACCUCUCCUCCUCAGAAGGGGGACACCAAACGGGCGGCAGCAGGGGUCACCGCCGCCAUGGACACCACUCACUCACAGGGCAUGUUCAACAGUGCGGCUCCCAAAACCCCACACGGCAAAGACGGCGGCUGUGACAUCCCAGCUCCCUUCCCCAACCUGCUUCCACAUCGCCCCCCUCUCCUGGUGUUCCCCCCCUCCCCCGUCACCUGCUCCCCUGCUUCGGAUGAAUCCCCCCUCACCCCCUUGGAGGUGAAGAAGCUGCCCGUGUUUGAAACAAACUUGAAUUACGCCACCGGCCCCGACAGCCCCCUGUCCCCGCAGUACUCUCGCCAGAGGGCUGACUCCUCCCCUAGCCUCACCGUCCUCAUGCCAGAGAAGAAGUCCACACCUCCCCUCACACCUCCACCUCCGCCUCCUCCCCAAAACAAUCCACCUCCCCCUUACAGACCCCCAUCGCACUUCCCCUUCCCACCUGAGGCCAACUUCCUGGCUCUUACUCGAGCAGCGUCUGUCACAGGAAGCUCGGACGCCCCCAAAACCUCCUCCUUGCAAAGGGCAGGUGGGGAGCCGCUGGGGAAGCCCCCUCCCUACUCCCCAGUGAAGGUGUCUCGCCCUGAGCCUCGGAGAGCCCACUCGUGCUCCUCCUCUCCCCUGCUGUUCAACCCGGCUAACGGCAGACCCCUGACCAGCCCCCUGGAUGAGCUCAACACCCUCUUCAGCUCUGGACGGAGCCUACUGAGGAAGUCCACAUCUGGACGCAAGAUGAGGGAUGGAGGAUUCAAUUCUAACAUAAACCUUCCAGGAAGGGAAGAUUCUGGCUCCGCCCCCACGUCACCAUCUCUGCAGCUACAGGACAAGAACGCCAACAACCACACUCCUCACUCCUCAAGCCAUGCCACCGUAGAGAACGGCAACCAGAUCUCAAACGGAUCGCUGGAGGAUGAGAGCCACAGCAAGUCAAACAUAACCAGCUCCACCUCUCUGCACAGACACAUGGACAGCCACCACACUCAGGUAUUCCAGCGGUUACGUUUGACAAACAGAGACGAGAGCUCCGCCCUCAGGGAGCUUCUGCGAUGGCGGCGGACGCAUUGUGAGGGUCGAGGAGACUGGAAGCACGGCCCGCCUCGAUCCCCGACCCCUCCCCCCACGCUGCUCUGGACCAACAGGAAAGCCUCUCCAUGACAGAUGUUGUUACAUGUAUUACCUGAAGCUCUCCCCUCCCCCCCCCCACUAUUCCCUUCAGCCAUGCAGGCACAUUUCCUUGUUUUUAUUUUUAUAUGGACUUGGUAACCUCGUUUCUCUGGGGCGACGUAAAAGCUCCGAGCCUAAAAAAAGCAUGAGCCUCGUUCCAGUGCUGGAGGUCCAACCUCUCCAAUGAUACCUGUGUGAUAGAAACUCAGCACUUGGAAACACUGACUAGUGUGUCUGUGGAAAAAUGAUAGGAGAAAACCCAUAAUGGAGGCUCAUGAGGAGUUUAAUUAAGAGAUUAUUUCCAGUUGUUCUUCGACUAAAUGUAUGAUGGAAGCUCAUUGUGAGACUGAAUUCAAAUGCAGAAUAGCAUCAGAUAUGAAACAGCCCUUUUUAGUGCUCCAAACGGUGCUGAUUAUACUCGACUUGCUGUCCUGUGAUGUCCCUGCGUGUUUAACCCCCGAGUCUCAGACCUUUCUGAAGUUUACAACCCAAACAAAGCCUUCAGACACCUCCAGUGUUCAGCAUCACAGAACUGGUUUUAGACACGGGGCCUUUCAGGAAAUACACCUCUCACUUAGCUCCUCUCACUUCCUGGGCCCUUUAAGUGUCACCGCAGCCCAACAAGGGGUCAGUUUAAAAUCUCAUGGUGCACUCUCUUUUCCCCCAUUGUUACCAUCAGCCUUUGAGGUUUCAAAACCUCCUGGCCAAACAUCUGCACUAACCUUUAAAAGGAAAAGGGGAUCAAUCAAAAAAAACCUGCUCAUGGUUUCUGGUGUAAAGCUGAUACAACUGAGCUUUAGUCGACAGGUAUGUAGUUCAUGUUGUGAACAUGAAACUCUGUGCCAAAGUGAAACUACUUUUCAAAGACGUGUCUAAACUAAUAUGUAUAGUUAUAAAAACAGAUGUAUACAAAUAGUUCCUCAGUUACUCAUCUGUACAGACUUACACAAAGACCAAAUCAAAGUUGUUGCCGUGGUGAUUUUAAGAACUUUUCUCUGAGUAGAUCAGAAGAAUAUUACAAAAAGAGGUAGCAACACAACUCUCAUUGUCUCAUCGACGCCUGAACAGUCAUGUGUUGGGG